AUGUCGGAAGGCCGGGUGGUAAAGCGGAGAUCCACCACCUCCAAGGCCAAGUCUAAGAAGCGAUAUCGUGGAGAUGACGACGACGGCUCUCGAAAACGGAGGAAGCCCGCCCAUGAUGAAGACGAAGGUUACCUCGAUCUCGAGGCCGGUGUCAAUAAAAAGAUUGCCCUUGUCGAUAGCCUCCUUCUAGCCGAUCACUUAGCCAAGAAGAUCAGGAGGUUUGGUACUGAUCUUACUCCCGUCGAACUCAGCUGUUUAGACAUAUCACCCAGCUCCAUCACGGACACUUCGUCGUUCCAGCAGACGCGGAGUCUAGAAAACCUCCCAGACUUCCUCGAGCAGUUCGCGGACCCAAAAAGGUUAUGUGAAGCACCAAAGCAGAAUGGCUCACCGCACACCAUCGUCGUUACUAGCGCCGGCCUACGGGCCGCAGACAUCGUCAGAUCUGUCCGCAAAUACCAAACCAAAACUAACACGAUCGCCAAGUUGUUCGCCAAACAUAUAAAGCUAGAAGAAAGUGUACAAUUCCUAGAGAAGCAUCGCACCGGCAUUGCGGUGGGCACGCCCGUUAGGCUCUCCGACUUGGUCGAGAAUUCGGCGCUCAAACUGGACAACCUAGAGCGUCUCGUAAUUGACGCCUCACACAUCGACCAGAAAAAGCGCGGCAUCAUGGAUAUGAAGGAGACUAUGGUGCCACUUGCCCGCUGGCUUGCGAGGCAUGAGUUCAAGGAGCGCUACGUCGACCCCGACAAGGGCCUGCAGCUGCUCUUCUUCUAG
This is a messenger RNA of Durotheca rogersii, 777 nucleotides long. Its product is annotated as U3-containing 90S pre-ribosomal complex subunit-domain containing protein. Gene Ontology annotation, cellular component: nucleus; 90S preribosome. The record is from RefSeq and is a predicted model, not a curated record. The coding region runs from base 1 to 777 and encodes 258 amino acids. NCBI's taxonomy places the organism in Eukaryota, Fungi, Ascomycota, Sordariomycetes, Xylariales, Xylariaceae. The transcript has 5 exons.